Molecule: messenger RNA, 1530 nt
Organism: Nematolebias whitei (Rio pearlfish)
Lineage: Eukaryota; Metazoa; Chordata; Actinopteri; Cyprinodontiformes; Rivulidae
Gene: ficd
Product: FIC domain protein adenylyltransferase
Exons: 2
Coding region: 65-1420 (451 amino acids)
Molecular function (GO): protein binding
Source: RefSeq, a predicted model, not a curated record
GCAGGGCUGGACAUAGAUGGGGUCUGUUGUCCCCGAAUGAUGGAGGUUUUAACCGGGGAUCAUCAUGGCUGCUGUGACGGAGUGGCGCUUCAUCAGCGGACGCCGUGUCCUCGGAGGAUGGGGCCCGCUGCUGUGCGUAGCUCUCGGCUCUCUGGUGGCCCUGCUGCUGCCCCUUAUCGGGGUGGAGAACCGGUGCUGUGCCUCCCUGAAGGGCAUCUCUCAGCUCAGCUGCCAGCUGUGGGGGAACUCCCAGCCGCCUCCAGCUGUGCAGUCCACCAGCCUCACGGUCCCCUUCACUGCCCUGGAUGUGCUGCCCCAGAAGUCCAAACCCACCCAAGAGAUGGAGCUGGAGGCCAAAGCCGCCCUGCAGCAGGCUCUGGAGAUGAAAAAACUUGGGAAGAGGGAGAAAGCUCACAAGCUGUUGGUUCAUGCUCUUAGUAUGAACCCAGACUUUGUGGAUGCUCUGACGGAGCUGGGGACCAUUCUGGAGGAGGAGAAGGAUGUAGUUCAGGCAGACCACCUCUACACAAAAGCCUUGACCAUCUCGCCAUGCAACGAGCGAGCUCUGAUCAGUCGGGACCGAACUCUGCCCCUGGUGGAGGAGAUUGACCAGCGCUACUUCAGCUUGAUUGACAGUAAAGUGCGCAGAUUAAUGUCUAUCCCUAAAGGGAACUCGGCUCUCCGUCGGGUGAUGGAGGAGACGUACUACCACCACAUUUACCACACAGUAGCCAUUGAGGGCAGUACGCUCACGCUGUCAGAGAUCCGUCACAUCAUUGAAACACGUUACGCCGUCCCUGGAAAGAGCCUCCAGGAGCAGAACGAGGCCAUCGGUGUGGAUGCAGCCAUGAAGUACAUCAACACCACUCUGCUGUCCAGAUCAGGAGACAUCACCGUCAACGACAUCCUGGAGAUUCACAGACGGGUGCUCGGCUACGUGGACCCUGUAGAGGGAGGAAGACUACGCACCAGCCAGGUGUUUGUGGGCCACCACAUCCCACCUCACCCAAAGGACCUGCAGCGGCACAUGCAGGAGCUCGUUCAGUGGCUCAAUUCUGAGGAAGCCCUGCAGCUGCACCCUGUGGAGUACGCAGCUCUCGCCCACUACAAACUGGUGUACGUGCACCCGUUUGUCGAUGGCAACGGACGGACAUCACGGCUGCUCAUGAACCUGGUGCUCAUGCAGGCAAGCUACCCGCCGAUUACCAUUCGCAAAGAGCAACGGGCUGAAUAUUACACCGCUCUGGACACGGCCAACGAGGGGGACGUUCGACCCUUCAUCCGCUUCAUAGCCAAAUGUACAGAAAUAACUUUGGACACUUUAUUGAUUUCUACCACAGAGCAUGCUGUGGGACUGCCAGGAGCUGACCAGGACCAGGCCUGUCCCAGCUGCAGACAGACCAUCCCAGUCCACAAGUAAACUGUGGUUAGGACUGGAACAUGAGGCAUGCAGUGUUCCAUCUUAUUAUAUUUCAUAUAUUUUUAAUGGCAAAUCCCCAAAAAGUGUAGAAGCACCUUGUGUGGUCAGAU